This is a messenger RNA of Scomber scombrus (Atlantic mackerel), 2479 nucleotides long. RefSeq names its product aryl-hydrocarbon receptor nuclear translocator 2 (gene arnt2). The record is from RefSeq and is a predicted model, not a curated record. Gene Ontology annotation, biological process: regulation of transcription by RNA polymerase II. NCBI's taxonomy places the organism in Eukaryota, Metazoa, Chordata, Actinopteri, Scombriformes, Scombridae. The transcript is spliced from 19 exons. Gene Ontology annotation, molecular function: RNA polymerase II cis-regulatory region sequence-specific DNA binding; protein dimerization activity; DNA-binding transcription factor activity, RNA polymerase II-specific. Gene Ontology annotation, cellular component: nucleus; transcription regulator complex; cytoplasm. Bases 213 to 2363 code for a protein of 716 amino acids.
UACACUAAAUAUCAUUUCCGUAGAGAAGACAGCCGUUGAUUAUUGUGUCGCAUCCAGAUUAUUGUUCCCUCGUGAUAACGGAUGUGAGGCGGUCAGACCGAGCCUCGCGUGCCAAUCCCGCGGAGUGUAGACGGUCUCUCACGGGGCUCUCUAGCCGUAUUGUGCGUCAUCUCCAUUGCUGCUGUUUUGUUAUUUUUCUUCGCUGAGGAAACAUGGCAACUCCCGCUGCGGUCAACCCGUCCGAGAUGGGCAGUGAGUUGCCGGGGACGGUAGCCAUGCCGGGGGCAGUGGGAGCCGGCCAGGUGAGGAUGGGAGGAGCUGCACCGGGCCGUGGGGGCAAGAGGAGAUCGGGAGGAAUGGACUUUGAUGAUGAAGACGGAGAGGGGCCUAGCAAAUUUUCAAGAGAGAACCACAGUGAGAUUGAGCGACGCCGACGCAACAAAAUGACCCAGUACAUCACUGAGCUGUCAGACAUGGUCCCUACCUGCAGCGCUCUGGCCCGGAAACCUGACAAGCUGACCAUCUUGCGCAUGGCUGUCUCUCAUAUGAAAUCAAUGAGGGGCACAGGCAACACAUCCACUGACGGAGCCUAUAAGCCCUCCUUCCUCACCGAACAGGAACUGAAGCAUCUGAUCCUGGAGGCAGCGGACGGCUUCCUGUUCGUGGUGGCAGCAGAGACAGGCAGGGUGAUAUAUGUGUCGGACUCUGUGACGCCGGUACUGAACCAUCCCCAGGCCGAGUGGUUUGGCAGCACUCUGUAUGAACAGGUCCACCCUGAUGAUGUGGACAAGCUGAGGGAACAGCUCAGCACUUCAGAAAACUCCAUGACAGGACGGAUUCUGGACCUGAAGACAGGAACAGUGAAGAAAGAGGGACAGCAGUCCUCCAUGAGAAUGUGCAUGGGCUCCCGACGCUCUUUCAUCUGCCGCAUGAGGUGUGGCAGUGCUCCUCUGGAUCACAUCUCCUUAAACCGUCUGUCUAACAUGAGGAAGAGAUACAGGAAUGGCCUUGGACCAUCAAAAGAAGGAGAGGCUCAGUACUCUGUGGUGCACUGCACUGGCUACAUCAAAGCCUGGCCCCCCGCAGGUAUGACGAUACCAGAUGAAGACACAGAUACAACUCCGACUGCGAAAUACUGCCUCGUGGCCAUCGGAAGAUUGCAGGUGACCAGCUCUCCAGUCUCUAUGGAUAUGAACGGCCUGUCGGUGCCCACAGAGUUCCUGUCACGUCACAACUCUGAUGGUGUCAUCACUUUCGUCGACCCGCGUUGCAUCAACGUCAUUGGUUAUCAGCCUCAGGACCUGCUGGGGAAAGAUAUUUUGGAGUUUUGCCAUCCUGAGGACCAGAGUCACCUGAGAGAAAGUUUCCAACAGGUGGUGAAGUUGAAGGGUCAGGUUCUGUCCGUGAUGUACCGUUUCCGUAUGAAGAACAGGGAGUGGAUGCUGAUCCGAACCAGCAGCUUCACCUUCCAGAACCCCUACUCUGAUGAGAUAGAGUACAUCAUCUGCACCAACACCAACGUCAAGCAGCUACAGCAGCAGCAGCAGGCAGAGCUGGAGGUUCACCAGAGAGACGGACUGACUGCCUACGAUCUCUCUCAGGUACCUGUUGCCAGUGUCAGCAGUGGAGUCCAUGAAGCAGGGAAGAACAUUGACAAGACAGAAGCCCUGUUCUCCCAGGAGAGAGACCCACGCUUUGCUGAGAUGUACACUGGCAUCUCUGGCUCGGGAGAUAAGAAGAUGAUGGUUCCUUCCUCUACAGCAGGAGGACAGCAGCUGUAUUCCCAGAGUUCCCCCUUCCAGCAGGGACACUCCAGCAAAAGCUUCAGUUCCUCUGUGAUCCAUGUUCCCGGUGUGAAUGACAUCCAACCAUCAGGCUCAUCCAACCAGAAUCUAGCUCAGAUCUCCAGACAGCUCAACCCGGGCCAGGUGGCUUGGUCAGGCAACCGACCCCCCUUCUCCGGCCAGUCCAGUAAAGCCCAGUCCAGUCCUUUUGGUAUUGGUUCUGGCCACAGCUACCAGACCGACCCAGCUUCUUACAGUCCGCUGUCGUCCCCGGCUACUUCCUCCCCCAGCGGCAACGCCUACUCAGGACUGACGAACCGCAGCACAGCUUUUGAUGUGUCAGGGGAGAGCAGUCAGAGUGGAGGCCAGUUCCAGGGACGUCCCAGUGAGGUCUGGUCCCAGUGGCAGAACCAGCAUCACUCCCAGCAGGGCGGGGAGCAGCACACACACCCCAACCCCAGCCAGACUGAAGUCUUCCAGGAUAUGUUACCCAUGGCUGGAGAUCCCACCCAGGGAACGGCCAACUACAACAUCGAAGACUUCGCUGACCUCGGCAUGUUCCCACCAUUUUCUGAGUAACCCCUCCCUCUCUCCGUCUCAACUCCCCCACCUCCUUACACACACACACACACACACACACACACACACACACACACACACACACACACACACACACACACACACACACUCCCCCG